UUACUCUUUUGUUCCCCCUUAGCAACCGGUUUGGUUAUUCAGUUCGGGCCUCCAUUUUAUUUCUCGUAAUAUGAAAUAAACGCCGACUUCCAGAGAUUAAAGCAGACUGUUAAUGGAGUAUAUAGGGGAUAAUUAAAACGCAAAGAAUAUCAACAUCAACAUGGAAUGUCUGCUGAGAGUAGGUCUGCUGGCUCUCCUAUGCUCUUGUGCCACUGGCGUGAGCCAGCCCUCUCUUAGCGGAACCUUCCUACCGGGGACGUCGAUUCUUUACCUUGGGUGUAACACGCCCAGUCGCAACAGCAGCGCCCUCUCGUGGUUCAAAGAAGACCCGAUUGAUUACAGUCUGUCUCUGUUCACGUCAAAUCCUGACCUCGAGUUCCAGUCGGUGGCUGCUAGCGACGCUGCCUGUUAUUACUGCUACCUUGAAGGAGAUGUGGUUGAUUUUGUGUGUCUGGACGUUCCGGCCCAACAAAGUGGGGUGGUGGAAUUGUCUUACACCGGAGUCUUCGUGGAAGGAAGCACAUUUGAAUAUUUCGGUUGCAGCAAAGGAGGUAGAGACGCCAGUAACGUCCAGUGGUACGCAGUGAACCCAGGGAGCAACCAGACAUUUCACAGCCAGUUCACGCUGGCGUUCACCUCCUUGGCGCCGGGGGACACAGGGUACUAUCACUGCAUGUAUAACGGAGAGUUGGUGGACAAGGUGUUUAUUAAUGUCACGCAGGCAGCUGUACCAGAAUGCACCGGCGAUAACACAGGGCAGGUAGACAAGGUGACAGAAGCGCCACCUAAGGCUCUCACUAGGGAUGAGAUAAUAUUCAUAGCAAUAGGAGCAGUGUUAUUCGUUCUCAUGCUUCUCCUGUUUAUCUGGGCAGUUUGCUGGUGCUGCGCAUGCGUGCAAAUGAAGCGGGCCACGGGGAAAAACAUGUGCUGCCCGUGUUGGAUGACUUCAGUUAUCAUACCGGUGGAAGAGAAUGCACCACCUGUGACGCCCGCACCACCAAUUCCCACAAUCUCCCAAGCUGAAAAAGGAGAUGCACCACCGUUACCAAGCAAAGUCAAAAAGCACAAGAAGAAGCAAAGAGUAUCUGACAUAACAGCAGCAACGGCGGAGGCCGACAGUCAUAAAAAACACCGACAAAAGAAAAAGUCGAAAAAGCAUGGAAAAGACACCACGCAUACUGUUGUCAUUUCAUAACGGCUUUUAACAGCGAAAAUGAAGCGAGGCGUCUCAAUCACGGAAACACCCGAUGUUGGUCGAACGAUUUAAAUACGUACCGUACGAUAGAGAGUGUUAUAUUCAAAGUUACACGAUAACCCCCUACAUUGUAUGUAACGCAGGGCU
Molecule: messenger RNA, 1342 nt
Organism: Lingula anatina
Lineage: Eukaryota; Metazoa; Brachiopoda; Lingulata; Lingulida; Lingulidae
Source: RefSeq, a predicted model, not a curated record